This is a messenger RNA of Cucurbitaria berberidis CBS 394.84, 1775 nucleotides long. RefSeq lists its product as uncharacterized. The record is from RefSeq and is a predicted model, not a curated record. Gene Ontology annotation, cellular component: nucleus. NCBI's taxonomy places the organism in Eukaryota, Fungi, Ascomycota, Dothideomycetes, Pleosporales, Cucurbitariaceae. The coding region runs from base 212 to 1429 and encodes 405 amino acids. Gene Ontology annotation, biological process: base-excision repair. Gene Ontology annotation, molecular function: zinc ion binding; DNA-(apurinic or apyrimidinic site) endonuclease activity; DNA N-glycosylase activity. The transcript has 5 exons.
UGGAAAUGACUAAUGACGUUAUGCGGGCACGUCCCGUGAGGACGCGACACCGCGUUUCGAAGCUAUGACCCUACUUCUUCCUCAGCUGAACCUCACGUCGAAACUCCACGGCAUUUUCCAAUAUCGAAUCGCGACCAUCGUGAAGCUUCGUUGCUCUGCGCUUAAAGCCAUACCUUGCACGAGACGAUAUUAUCCGCAUCGUUAAAGCACCAUGCCUGAGAUCGCUGAAGUAGCACGCAUCGUGCACUAUCUCAAAAAGCAUGCUGUGGGCAAGACGGUGGAAGCCGUGAAGACGCAAGAGGAUGAUAUCAUCUACGGCAAAGUCGGCACGUCAGCAUCCGCGUUCCAGAAAGCCAUCACCGGAAAGAAGAUUGUUGAUGCCCGCCAACAAGGCAAAUACUUCUGGCUUGUCAUGGACUCCCCUCCGCACCCUUUGAUUCAUCUUGGUAUGUCAGGAUGGUUGAAUUUUAGCAACGAUCCAGCAGCACACUAUCGCCCAGCUAAGCCCCAGGAAGAGGUAUGGCCGCCAAAGUUCUGGAAAUUCGUGCUACAGUUGAAAGAGGAUCCGAAGAGUGAAGUCGCAUUCGUCGACGCCAGGAGAUUGGGUAGAAUCAGGCUGGUAGACGCAGCAGCUGAAGACAUGCGGAAGACCUCACCACUCAAGGAGAAUGGCCCAGAUCCGGUGAUAGACAAGGACAUCUUGACCGUCGACUGGCUGAGUAAGAAAUUAAGAAGUAAGAAGGUGCCUGUAAAAGCGCUGUUACUUGAUCAGGGCAAUAUAUCAGGCAUAGGAAAUUGGGUUGGUGAUGAGGUCAUGUACCAAGCCCGGCUGCACCCCGAGCAGUACAGCAACACAUUCAGCGACGAGCAGAUCAAGCGACUUCAUAACGCUAUCAUGUACGUUUGCGACACUGCCGUUGGAGUCAAUGCAGAGGCCGACCGCUUUCCCAAAGACUGGCUUAUGAAGCACCGUUGGAGCAAGGGCAAGAAGGACGGUAGUCAGCUGCCAAACGGCGACAAAAUCACCUUUUUGAAAGUUGGUGGACGAACAUCAGCUAUUGUACCGAGCGUACAGAAGAAGACGGCAGCUGUUGCUGGUGAUGUCUCUGAGAGUGCUGAGGAUGAGAAGCCCGAAGAAAAGGUGACCAAGCCGAAGACGAGCAGUAAAAGGAAGGCCAAGGCCGUCAAGGAGGAAGAGGAGGAAGAAGAAGAUAUUGAGGCACCGGCGAAGCCAAAGAGAAGCCGUAAGAAGGCAGAGGAGGACGUUAAGGUUGAAGUCAAGGAUGAGACUAUAACAGAGAAAGCCCCCGCCCCCAAGAAGCAAAAGACGGCAGCCAAGGAACCGCCGAAGAAGGACAGGAAGCUACAGACGGAGGUUAAAGCCGAGGACACAAGUGGAAGACGUAGGUCUGGUCGCCUUUCCAAGUGAAUAUUACGGAAAGGCUGAGCGGUUUUGUCAUGAGCGGAAAUGCGGAUGAGGGCGGAGAUGAUUACCACUGGCCUUGUAUAAUUGAUGUUGAACCAAGUACUUGGAUCUGCUGAGGCGUGCUGGUUUGACAGAAACCGCGUCUCAGAAUAUUUGACGCAAGACUUGGUAAUGUUGGCCGAAAUUGCAUGAGCUCGAAGCGAACAUUGUUUCAGCAAGAGGUGUCUGCCUGUUCAUACUAGAGUAAUGCAGAUGGUGGGACUCAGCUGGUGGUUAUAGUGCACGUGCCUUUUGAGGAUUCGAGUGCGGGACGCUAGCGGUCAUGAUGUUCCGAUAUUGAAUUUGAGAG